AUGAGUGGGGCAGCAGUUGUCUUUUUGACUUCACUUUCAGCUCUGCCAGUCUCCUACAUCUGGGAUACAAUUGCCCAUUUGAAGGAUCAGAGGCUCAUCUUCUUAACAUCAUGCAUCUCUUUUGGUGUUGUCACUGCAGUACCUUAUUUUGUUCUUCGAAAGAAAGUGCAGAAGGUUGAUCAGUUCUUGCUUUGUCUCCUCUUGUUCCAGUCAGUACUAAGCCUUGCUAUUGCAAUGGAAAAUGAUGGACUGAUUGCUGAGUUUCUUGGUUAUUAUCUGAGAGAAGGAGAGCCUUACCUCAAGACAGCUCAUGGAACCAUGAUUUCAUAUUGGGAUGGCAUCGCCCAUUAUGGCAUGUACCUUAUGAUGCUGGCUGCAGUGUCUUGGAAUCAAAGCUUUCAUGAUGUUGGCCUUUACUGGGCAGGAUCAUUUGCUUACAGUAAGCUAGUGCUCAUCUUGGCCGUUCUCAUAGGUAAAGAAGGCGCCCGUCUGCCUUUUCUGCUACAUUUUCCAAUCCUGGCUAUCUGUGCUGUGAUGCUCAUGAGGUUUCUCAGUGAAAAACUGGAUGAGAGCUGCCAGAUUCAAAGAGAGCUCAAUAAAGAGGGCACAAGAAAAGUCACAACCUUGAGUAUUUGGAAAAGACCUUUUGAUCUGACUCUUUUUGUAUAUUAUGGAUUUGCCUCCUGCUUCACUCUUUUUAGAUUUUCAGCUGCUAUGGGCAGUGAAAUGGCUUUAGCCAAAUGGUACUGUGAAAAAUUGGAACCGUACCUCACUGAUCCACUUCCAUAUGCCAGAACUCAACUGAUGGUUCAAACAUUUUACUUUGUUCCCUACAACGUACUCAGCAUGUAUUCCCUUGUGAGGAUGGGACAAGCUUGGGUUACCAGGUGGUCCCUGGUGUAUGCGGGUGCAGCUGCACAGGGUCAGUUCUCAUUUAUGGGGUCAUCAUUUCACUACCGGACUCCAUAUAUUCAUCGUCUGCCACAGACUGGUUCAGCUCGCUUGUUGUUCUGGAUUUUCAACGGCCUCUUGUUUGCCGUGCCACAGGUUGCAGCAUACAGAUGUUUGAACAACCCAAAUUUCUACCUGCAGCAACAAGAACCAGAGCCCGUGGAGCAUGUCAAUUCAGUUGUAGGCAAUGGUGCAAGUUUACUGAGUGCUAAGAAAAUUGAGUGA
Molecule: messenger RNA, 1176 nt
Organism: Candidula unifasciata
Lineage: Eukaryota; Metazoa; Mollusca; Gastropoda; Stylommatophora; Geomitridae
Source: the annotation of a GenBank genome assembly